Nestor notabilis (Kea) is the source of this 210-nucleotide messenger RNA. RefSeq names its product interferon-induced transmembrane protein 3-like. The annotation marks the transcript as partial. The record is from RefSeq and is a predicted model, not a curated record. The transcript has a single exon. Gene Ontology annotation, cellular component: membrane. NCBI's taxonomy places the organism in Eukaryota, Metazoa, Chordata, Aves, Psittaciformes, Psittacidae.
GCCAGGGACCGCAAAGUGCUCGGUGACUACAGCGGAGCACUGAGCUAUGGCUCCACCGCCAAGCAGCUCAACAUCACCGCCCUGGUGCUCACCAUCGCCCUGCUCGCCCUCACCAUCCUCAUCGCCAUCCUCAUCGCCAACGGCACCAUCGCUGCCAUGAACAACUUCAGAUACGAGCAGGAGCAUCACCCCUUCUACGGCCCCACUUAG